Molecule: messenger RNA, 3870 nt
Organism: Triplophysa rosa
Lineage: Eukaryota; Metazoa; Chordata; Actinopteri; Cypriniformes; Nemacheilidae
Exons: 6
Coding region: 165-1262 (365 amino acids)
Source: RefSeq, a predicted model, not a curated record
CAAUUCAGCUAUUACUAUCUACUGACGCAGCUGUCUGGACCAUCGGUCUCAUCAGACCAAACCAAACAGAAUCAUCUGCUAUGACUUAAACAUCACAAAAGAAGAAUUACAUUACAACAACCAUUUUCACGUCAGUCUUCAGGGUUUGUUCUGAAGAUAACACCAUGGGUCCCAGCUUGAUUUUCCUCUGUCUGUCCCUUCUGAUCGCCAGUGGUGUGUUUGGUGAUGAAGUGAAGUCAGUGCCAGUGACUGAGGGACAUUCUGUUACUCUACACACUGACGUCAUCAAACACAAAGAUGAUGUGAUAAGGUGGUAUUAUGGGUCUGAAAACACAUUUGUUGCCAGAAUCAAUGGAAAGGCCAGCAGCACCAUGUUGUCAGAUGAUGAGAUGUUCAGAGACAGAGUGAAGAUGAACGAUCAGACUGGAGAUCUCACCAUCACACACAUCACAUCUCAACACUCUGGACUUUAUACACUGAAGAUCAGCAGCAACAAUAAAGUCUCAUACAAGAGGUUCAAUGUUACUGUUCAUAGUGAAGUGAAGUCAGUGCCAGUGAGGGAAGGACAUUCUGUUAUUCUCUACACUCAUGUUCUUGAAGAGAGAGAUCUGAUAGAGUGGCAUUAUGGACCUGACAACACACUUGUUGCAACAAUCGAUGGAAAGGCCAAUAGCUUCAUGUUCUCUGAUGAUGAGAGAUUCAGAGGCAGAGUGAAGAUGGAUGAUCAGACCGGAGCUCUCAUGAUCAAUGACACCAGAUCUCAUCACUCUGGACUUUAUAAGAUCAGCAUCAAUAACAGAGUCUACAAGAGGUUCAAUGUUACCGUCAGUGGUGAAGUGCCAGUGAGGGAAGGACAUUCUUUUAUUCUCUACACUCAUGUUCUUAAAGAGAGAGAUCUGAUAAAGUGGCAUUAUGGACCUGACAACACACUUGUUGCAACAAUCGAUGGAAAGGCCAAUAGCUUCAUGUUCUCUGAUGAUGAGAGAUUCAGAGGCAGAGUGAAGAUGGAUGAUCAGACCGGAGCUCUCAUGAUCCAUGACAUCAGAUCUCAUCACUCUGGACUUUAUAAGAUCAGCAUCAAUAAAGUCUUAUAUAAGACAUUUAAAGUUACUAUUCGUGAUUCUCGUGUCCUGUGGCUGUGUGUAAUUCCUGUCGUAGGCCUACUCCUUCUGAUCUGUGUCUUUAUGCUCACAAAGAGGUUUUACACAAACUUCACGGGCUCUGAUAGAUGGUUAAAGCAUCAACUCCAGCACCAUGUUUGAUCCAGAAGCCUCUCUAAGUAGUGAAGGGGUUCAUUUCUUUGAAUGGUUGAAAAAAUAAAUUGUAGGAAUCAAUACUAUUCUAUUCUAAAAGUAGCAGAAGGGUGAAAAUUGACAAGAGUUACAAAGUUUUAUACCAUCUUGCAGUUAAUGUUUCUUUAGUCAUUUCGGCAUCCCUAUUGCCUGAACCACUAUAAUCAGAGGCGUAUUAAGACCUCAUGGUGCCCCUGGGCAACAGCCCCAGAGGUGCCCCCCCAUCAACCCACACGCAAGAAUCCACUCAUUAAAUGAUUUAUAUAUUAAAAGAUUUUAUAAGAAUGAAACUCAGCAAUUUACAAUAUACUAUUUUACAAGAAUUAUACAUUAACAUGACACUUUUGUAGACUAUAACACAAAAACAACUCUUUUCCAUUAAGUAUUUUUAACAAUUAGGCCUACUGUAGUUAAGGGGCACCUGCUUUCUGUUGUAAUGUUACAUUUCAGGUUUUGAUGUAAUUUUAAAAAAUCACUAACAUUUUUUUAACAAGUGUAAAUGUUGUGCGUGCCACAAAAUGGGGGUACAGGGACACACACACACACACACACACACACUAUAGUUUGCAUGUAUGUAUUCACAUUAGGGGGACAAUGGAACAAUGUACAGAUUUUCAGGACAUUGGGACUUUAAUUCACCAAAGUGGCAUUCACCAGAUUACAAUGUAUAGCAAGGUUAUUCAUAAAAAUAACAUGAAACGUUAUUGUUUCUAUUUUAACUGCUAUACAGCUAUUCAAACGCUCUAUUUAAGCACAGUAUGUGUACAUUCUUCUUACUAAACGAUCACAUAAGUACUAAGAUAAAAGUGUACUCCACUAAAAAGGACACGUAUGAAUUGAUUGCUAUAGUGAUGACACCGACCGUUCUUCACUUUCACUUUAAAACCCAGGUUUGGAUCUUCAAUAGUGGCCUUACCUCCACGUACUAUUAUUAGCAGACAUUAUCGGCACUAUAACAUCUUAUUUCUGACGCAUGCCAUGUAUAUAUACCUUUAUUAAUCAGUGCUAAUCCCCGCAUUUUUAGGCUCCGCUACAACAAUGCGCUCUGCAUCGUUCCCGCUUCCAUCUGUUUGAAGAUUAAAGUGUACACGAAAGACGACUCGCCUCAUAACAGUCACUUGUGAUUGGCUGAAUGUUAAUUCACUCAAAUCUAUGUAACUAACCAGAUAACAUGGGCGGGAAUUUUGGCGGAGGUGUGUCGAAAAAGUGCGGAGGACAGAACCAUUUUUAUCUGAAAGUGGGGGUAUUCCCGCACAUGGUGCCACGCCUAUUUAGCGCAGAUGCGUGACUUAAGUCUUAAAAAACAAGUGCUUAUGUACAUUUAUAAAAAUAUAUAUAUUUUGUAUUGCGGGUUUAUUUGGUGCCCCUAAAGUCUUGGUGCCCCUGGGCACUUGCCCAAUUGCCCAUAUGGUUAAUCCGCCUCUGACUAUAAUGGAACCACCCUUACACAUUUACACAUGCAAAAUGUAUUUAUUUUAGCAAAAUACAUCAAAUAUAACAUAAAACACUCUAAUGCACACAACUGUUAACAAUAAUAAGAAAAAACAUGGUUAUUUACAUGGUUAUAUUAGUCACUCAGGGAAUUAUGGGGAAAUUUUCACUGCUUUUAAAAACUGUAAAUUUUAAAAGUCUUGUCAAAUAUUAUUCAGUUUUUCACUCUGUAUCUUUCACUAUAUAUCUAUAUGUAUUUUUCCUGUGCCAUUUUACAUUAAUAGGCUUUAUGCCAAAUGUCACGCGCAGAAAGCAGAAACUGGUCUCAUUGCAUCCGGUUUAAGUCUUUUGUAUGCGGUUCAUUCCAUAAAGAGCCAUUUUACUCAAAAAGAUGAUCAUCACAUAAACAGAUUGAUAUAUACGUUUUUUUUCUUCUCACAGACAUUUGAAUAUUAAAAUAGAAUAAAACAAAUAAAAAUGGAAACUUGUUAGGUUUACCCUAAAUAUCCAUCACUGAUAGGAAAUACUGCUGUUAACACUUUUCCAACAAACAGAUGCAAUAAGACCUGUUUAGCGGUUUAGUCAUGUGACCUUCAACAUAUUAAAACUAGGCAAGAUUGGAACACACUCUCUAUUUUUAUGUAUGCAUCAAAAUCAACAAGCACUGUGCUUUGCUGAAACAUAAUCUAGUUCAAUACUUUUAAAAAAGAAUCUAAAAAACCUUCAGUUUACUCUACAGAAUAUUCCACAGCUCUUCACUGUACAAUUAUUUGAUUCAAAAUCAACAUUGUGAUACAAUAUUUUACGAUUUACUGUAUGUAUAAGGUACACAACUUGCAGUGAAAUUAAAUCUGGCCACUGCGUAUACUGGGCAAAAUAUUUAAAUAUUUCUUGUAGCCUUUUUGCUAUUAGAUUUUUGUUAUAUGUCUAGCAGCCAUGCCUAAAGCCAAAUUAAAUAUUUUUAAAAUGAUAUGAAAAUGAUGAACACAUGCUUGCAAACUAUAUAAAUAAUUUUUGAACAGUUAAAUAAAUAGAUAUGCAAAUGUCACAAAACAAGUAAAAGCAUAUUUAUAUUCAUAAUUCCUGGCCUCAAACCAUUAGAGGAAUCAGAGUUUGAUCACCUUCUCAUGACUCCUGCAUACACCAC